UCUGGGUAUUUGUUGUGUUGCGUUUGUGUUGUGUUACUGUGAGGAUGUUCUCCCGAAAUGUGUUUGUUGUUCUUAAUUGGUGUGGCUUCACAGCGUGGCGCAUAUUACUAAGAGUGUUAAAAUUGUUUAUAUCACAACCAUUAGUGUACUCUGUGUCACCCAGUAUGCCUUGCAGUCGUGUGCGUGUUUCCGCGGAAGCAACACACAACUUGAUGCUGGACUGACAAGCAGAUCGUACAUGUUGUAGUAGGCGACAAAGCCAAUGGCUUCAUAGCACGCCCUAAUACUUAUCAGUCAAGAGAAUAAUAGCGUCUCCUAUUGUCUUCUUUGCUUUAUGACACGGGUCUUAAAUGGCUCAUUGAAUGGCAAAUCCCAGAACCACGUAUAUCAAAUAUUUCCGGAUGGUUCAACCGCCACCCGCCCGGAUCUAAUAUAAAUCAAUUUUUCUGUCAUGUCAACCGCCCGACCCGCGGUUUAUCCGCGGACUCCGCGGAUGAGACCGCAAACCGCGCAUCUCUAGUUCCCAUGCUAGCUCUUUUUGUUUGUUAUCCGCCCACGUGCGCGCCUUUUGUUUGUACCCUUUGUUUGUUUUUGUCUUAGUGUUUUAAAUUAAAUCAUGUUUUCCUGCAAAAUGCCUCCCACCUUCUCUGCAUCUUGGGGUUCGUCAACAACUCUUUCUGACAAAAACUUUAAAAACUGUGCUAUGUUUUGCAGCUCUAUACUAUUCAUCUGUAGUCGAUAAGGUGGCAAAAUGUCUGUUUUGUUAGUGAAGUUUGCUGACCCCUGCCCUAGGAUCACAACUCUGCUAAUCCUGGAUUAUUCCUUUCUCGAUGUAAAUCAAGCACGUAAAUAUAACUUGAUUUGUUUAGAAUUCACACAGCAAUGUUUGGAUGACUCUUAACUCAACAAGUCUGAAAGAUGCUGUCUGAAGUUCUAACCUCACACUGCCGGUGCCAUAACUAGCAUUACCUGGGAUGCCAUUGACGCUUGCAAAACGUCAAGCGGUGGGAUUUAAAACUUAAGAAGGCUUUAUGACGCUUGCGUCAAAGUCAUUAGUGCCCUUUGGGAUCCCCUUACCACCGGGUUAGCAGUGAAAAAGUAGGACCUGGACGAUGCGUCAGUGAGGACAGCACCGUCACAUCUUCUGGAGCUGGGAACUGAUUUGCUCUUCCACGUUAACGCAGCAGAAGGAAGAUCUAGACUUGCGGAAGCAAAAAUGGGCGACAAGGACACAGUGGAGAAGUUCCUUGACAACAACCUCCAGUUUGCAAAGGAGUACUACGAAAAAAAGAUCAAAGCCGAUAUGAUCACAGCUGCCUUCAACAACCAGGUGCAGGUGAAAGACCCGUCCUCUUACAAGGACGUCUCCACCAUCCAGGAGGCUGAGUUCUUAUUCGAGCUGAUCAAGGAGAUGCAAGGCGAGGUGGUUGUGGAGAAAGCCUUGCACAAAAUCCUCCAGAGGAUCGCUUUGCUGGUGCAGGCGGACCGCUGCAGCUACUUCGGCUACCGGUCCCGCAACGGAACGCCCGAGCUGUCCACCAUCCUCUUCGACGUCACGCACAAUUCGGCGUUUGAGAAAAACUUGGUGAACCCCAACUUGGAGAUUGUUUUCCCCACAGACAUGGGGAUCGUUGGGUGGACGGCACACUCCAAAAAGCCUCAGAAUAUCGCCGACGUGAAGAAGGACUCUCAUUUCAGCGACUUUGUGGACAAGCAGACCAAAUACACCACCAAAAAUAUGAUCACGGCGCCCAUCAUGUGCGAGAAGGACCCGGUGGGCGUCGUCAUGGCGCUCAACAAGCAGGGCGCCGACGCUUUCUCAAAGAGUGAUCAGGAGCUCUUCAAUAAAUAUGUCAACUUCGCCGCUGUGGUUGCCCUCCAAGCUCACAACGCUUACAUGUGGGACGUGGAGUCGAGGAGAAGCCAGGUUCUGCUGUGGUCGGCCAGCAAAGUGUUUGAAGAACUGACGGACAUCGAGAGGCAGUUUCACAAGGCCUUGUACACGGUCCGGACUUACAUCAAGUGUGAGAGGUACUCUGUGGGACUCCUGGACAUGACGAGAGACAAAGAGUUCUUUGAUGAGUGGGCCAUCAAACUUGGGGAACAGGAACCUUACAAGGGUCCCAAAACACCUGAUGGCAGAGAAAUCAACUUCUACAAAAUUAUUGACUACCUGCUGGAAGACAAAGAGGAGAUUAAAGUCAUCCCCGGCCCCCCUGCAGACCACUGGGCCCUGGUCAGCGGAUUGCCAGCAUAUGUGGCUGAGAAUGGAUUUAUCUGCAACAUGAUGAACGCCGGAUCAGAUGAGUAUUUUGCAUUUCAGAAAGAGGCGGUGGACGAAAGCGGAUGGACGAUCAAGAACGUCCUCGCCCUUCCCAUCGUCAACAAAAAGGAAGAAAUUGUUGGCGUCGCAACUUUCUUUAACAGGAAAGACGGCAAGCCGUUUGACGAGAAUGACGAGCAAAUUACAGAAGCUCUGACCCAGUUCCUCGGCUGGUCCACUCUGAAUAGCGACACAUACGACAAACUCAACAGGACCGAAUGGAGCAAGGACAUCGCACAGGAAAUUCUCAUGUACCAAAGCAAGGCCACCCCGAAAGAUGUGCAGAGCAUCUUGAGCACGCAAGAAAAGUUUGGUUCUGCACCUGAGGACUGUGAUCAGAAAGAGAUGUACAAACUUCUGAGAGCCAACAUUCCUGAAUCCAAGACCGUGGAGCUGCAUGAGUUCCGCUUCAGUGACUUCCCACUGUCCGAGGUGGAGCUCAUCAAGUGCGGCAUCCGCUGCUUUUUUGACCUGGGCGUGGUCGAGAAGUUUAAAGUACCAGCAGAGAUUUUGACGCGAUGGAUGUAUACCGUUCGCAAGGGCUACCGUGACAUCACCUACCACAACUGGAGGCACGGCUUCAACGUCGGACAAACCAUGUUCACUCUUCUGCUCACCGGCAAGCUGAAGAAGUACUACUCGGAUCUAGAUGCCUUUGCCAUGGUGGCUGCUGGAUUCUGCCACGACAUCGACCACAGAGGGACCAACAACCUCUACCAGACUAAGAGUGCAUCUCCACUGGCCAAGCUUCACAGCACCUCCAUCAUGGAGCGACAUCACCUCGAGUACAGCAAAACUCUCAUGGAAGACGAGAAUCUGAACAUCUUUCAAAACCUGCAAAAGCGCCAAUUUGAGACAGUGCAGCACCUGUUUGAAGUCUGCAUCAUCGCCACUGACCUCGCACUUUAUUUCAAGAAAAGAACAAUGUUCCAAAAGAUUGUUGACGUCAUAGAGGGGAUGCCCGAGGAGAAAGAGAGGAUCGGCUACAUCUCCAACAAUUCAACCAGGAAGGAGAUCAUCAUGGCAAUGAUGAUGACAGCAUGCGACUUGUCAGCCAUCACGAAGCCGUGGGAGGUUCAGAGCAAGGUGGCUCUGAUGGUGGCGGCGGAAUUUUGGGAGCAAGGAGACUUGGAGAGGACAGUCCUGGACCAGCAACCCAUUCCAAUGAUGGACAGAAAUCACGCUGAUGAGCUGCCAAAGAUGCAGUGCGGUUUCAUCGAUUUUGUCUGUUCCUUCGUGUAUAAGGAGUUUUCACGCUUCCACACGGAGAUCAGCCCCAUGUUUGAAGGCUUGAACAAGAACAGGGGAGAGUGGAGAGCUCUGGCUGAUGUCCACGAGGCCAAGAUGAAGGCGAUUGAAGACGAGAAGAAAAAACUGGAAGGAGGUGUUGGUGAAGAAGUUGCAUCAAAGUCAAAGACAUGUGUGAUCUGCUAGAACUGACCAGGAGUUUUGAAUGGUUAAAAACAGACCCCAAAAUAUUUUUACAAAGCCACAUACUGUUAUUUUUGUAUACCAAUAGGAGUACUUCUAGCACAGAAAGUUGUUUAAAUUUUUUGUCAGUCUUCAGUAAAGAUUGUACAGUAGGCCAACGUAACACUACUUUUAAUUAUACCUAAAUCUUGCACAAUUAAAUUGUUUUUUAAUUGU
This is a messenger RNA of Nerophis ophidion (straightnose pipefish), 3970 nucleotides long. Its product is annotated as cone cGMP-specific 3',5'-cyclic phosphodiesterase subunit alpha'-like. NCBI's taxonomy places the organism in Eukaryota, Metazoa, Chordata, Actinopteri, Syngnathiformes, Syngnathidae. The record is from RefSeq and is a predicted model, not a curated record. The coding region runs from base 1217 to 3757 and encodes 846 amino acids. Gene Ontology annotation, molecular function: 3',5'-cyclic-nucleotide phosphodiesterase activity; protein binding. Gene Ontology annotation, biological process: signal transduction; visual perception. The transcript has 22 exons.